CCUCCACGCCAGCAGAGGGCAGGAUAAAGCUUAGAGCCGAAACAAACGGUCGGAGCAGCGUGACCCCGGUUUCCCCGGAAGAGGAAGAAUCAGGUGCUGGUUUUUUCCUGCAGAUCGACAACAUGCCAGAGGCAGUCUUAAUGGACGAGAAUUACAACAAACUCCUGGAGCAGUGCGAGACACAGGAGUUGGAGGUAAUUAUACACAUAACAAGUCAGAGUUUGCAGCCAUUUAAAAAGAAGAAAAAAAGGAUCUAUUUCCGACAAGUAGCUCCUGGUGGAAUAGCAACCCCUCAGGUGUAUGGCCAGCUGCUCGCUUUGUAUCUCCUGCACAAUGACAUGAAUAAUGGUCGGUACCUUUGGAAAAGAAUUCCUCAAGCUGUUAAAACUUCUAACAUGGAGCUGGCGGCUAUCUGGGCAGUAGGGCAGCGGAUCUGGCAGCGAGAUUUCCCGGGAAUAUACACAGCCAUUGCAGCUCAUCAGUGGUCUGAGUGCAUUCAGCCUGUCAUGGAGGCACUCCAAGAAGCGACACGGAGGAGAGCCUUCGGACUCGUAGCUCAGGCUUACACCUCGAUCACAGCUGACGAUUUUGCUGCUUUUGUUGGAUAUUCAGUAGAGGAAGCUGUAAAAGGGGUUGUAAAUCAAGGCUGGCAGGCAGACCCAAACACCAGGAUGGUAAUGCCCAGAAAGCCAGAUCCUCCCCCAGUUUCCAUGGUUCCUAACGAGCAGCAGUUGGCCAGACUCACUGACUACGUGGCUUUCCUUGAGAACUGAUAAAAUCCCAGCCUGGAGACGUCCCGGUUAGCAGGAGCCGUUUAUUCUGAACCUUAAAGCCACGGAACCCCCUUGUCUGAUUGGUUGUGCUCCAAUAUCUUUGACUGCAAAUCAGCUUGAAUAGUGUUUAUAGGUUUUCAUGCCAUGAAUUGUUCACCCAGGCUCUGUUAGCAGGAUCGUCUACGGGAAGAACUGCAAGACAAAAACAAAUAAACCUGGAAUGAGACAUGCCAGUGAUGCUGUUUUCAGUAUACGUAAUGUGUCCUUUCACAAUAUGAACCCAUUUUACCUGAAAUGCUUUUGAUUGCUAUCUGCCCCUUGCCAAUGUCAUUCUUCACCCUGUUUAGUAUGCAAUAUCGUUCUGUAGCAAACUAGCAAUCUAAGCUUCACUGCAACAGAAUAAUGCAGCACUUACAGUAAAGAGCUUCCUUCUAAUUGGCUUCCAGUUGACUGAUGCUUACAACAGAAUGUGCAUUUCCGCCCCUCUACUUAGAAAACAUGUUAUAUGGUAGAACAGCUGAGCAGUAUUUCAGUUUACCUCCAAAAAAAUUACAAAAUUCCUGGUCAGAUGUCACAUUUAAAAAAGUAAAGCCACGAAAGGCUAAUUUUCAAUGCAAAUAGGUUAAACAGUUUGAAAAGUCAAAGGGUGCAUUUUCAGUAAGGCUUUCUAAAGCACUUGCUUUACGUACGCAGUGCACUUACUUUUUGUAACCUUGUGGUUUAACUGUAGCAGGUUCACACCUUGCUGGUUCAGAAUUCCACUGCAGUUCACACUGACUCCUUAAAUAACAAUAACAUCACUGGAGAUGCACCAUCUAGCCCUGUGUUAUCUAUAUUAAUGUAAAUGUUGUACAUUUAUUGUUUGUUUAUUUGUGAGUAGAGAAAAUGCACUGCAGAAAGUAAAAUCCAAUUCAAUGCAAAUACAAUUCUCUUCUGGUUUCAAAAUAUA
Acipenser ruthenus (sterlet) is the source of this 1722-nucleotide messenger RNA. Its product is annotated as COP9 signalosome complex subunit 8. The record is from RefSeq and is a predicted model, not a curated record. Gene Ontology annotation, cellular component: COP9 signalosome. Lineage: Eukaryota; Metazoa; Chordata; Actinopteri; Acipenseriformes; Acipenseridae. Bases 123 to 773 code for a protein of 216 amino acids. The transcript has 7 exons. Gene Ontology annotation, biological process: protein deneddylation; COP9 signalosome assembly.